AUGUGGCUGCGAGUCUUCUUCACGCUCUUCGUCUUCAGCGUCUCCGGCAGCCAGGCGGCCUCAGUGUUCCUGGACCCAGACGUGGCCCACAGGGUCCUGGUCCGGGCCCAGAGGUCCAACUCGGGCUGGCUGGAGGAGCUCCAGAAGGGAGACCUGAAGAGGGAGUGCCUGGAGGAGAGGUGCUCAUUCGAGGAGGCCCGAGAGGUCUUUGAACACACCGAGAGAACAGAACAAUUCUGGACAACAUACAACCUCCCAGACAGCUGUAAGUCCAGUCCCUGUCUGAACGGGGGCAGCUGCUCCCCCCAGGGGGGGUCCUACACCUGCUACUGCCCGCCCCAGUUCAACGGACUCAACUGUGAGAAUGAGGACCGAGCGGUGUGGGACAGCUGCCUGCUGGAGAACGGAGGCUGUGAACAUUUCUGUGAUGAAGACGAGAAAGGACGAAGACUCAACUGCUCGUGUGCAGAAGGCUACUUCCUGCACACUGAUGGACAAAGCUGUGUAGCAAAAGAGGUGAUAGUGUGUGGUAUGGUCCCCGUCCUGCACGGACAGAAGAAGUCUGACUCUAGAGGUCGAAUCGUCGGGGGAACCGAGUGUCCCCGAGGUGAAUGUCCCUGGCAGGUUCUGCUGGUGUAUAAAGACAAAGGGUUCUGUGGAGGAGUGAUCUAUACACCAACAUGGAUCAUCACAGCAUCUCACUGUCUGGAGGACACAGAGGCUCGCUUCCUCAAGGUGGUCGCAGGCGAGCACAACACGCAGCUUGCCGAGGGCUCUGAGCAGUGGAUCCAGGUCUCCCAGAUCAUCGUGCACGAGAACUACGUGAAGCGCACGGCCGACAACGACAUCGGCCUGCUGCGCCUGGCGGCGCCGAUCGUCUACACGCCGUACGCCGUGCCGGCCUGCUUGCCGACGCGGCCGCUGGCCGAGCGCGUGCUGUGGGCGGUCGCCAAGCACACGGUGAGCGGCUGGGGCCGCCGCAGCGAGAACGGGCCCACGUCCACCGUGCUGCGGCGCCUGGCGGUGCCGCGGAUACGCACGCAGGUCUGCGUGGAGGAGAGCGGCGUGGAAAUCACCGACAACAUGUUCUGUGCCGGAUACAUAGAGGGCCUGCAGGACUCGUGCAAAGGAGACAGCGGUGGCCCGUUGGUGACCCUCUACGGUAAGACAGUGUUCCUGUUGGGUAUCGUGAGCUGGGGGAAAGGCUGCGCCCGGCCGGGCGCCUACGGUAUCUACACCCGGGUGUCCAACUACCUGCCGUGGAUCCACAACCGCACGGCGCCACCAAAAGGGCUGCCCAAUCGCACGCCACUGCCAACCGUGCCAACCAACCACAGAGCUCUGUCAACUGGACUAACCAACCACAGAACACUGUCAACUGGGCCAACCAACCACACAGCGCCCCCAAACAAGACAACCAAUCACAAGCAAGACAACCAACCACAGAGCACCCCCAAACAAGACAACCAACCACAGAGCACCCCCAAACGAGACAACCAACCACAGAGCACCCCCAAACAACACAACCAACCACAGAGCACCCCCAAACGAGACAACCAACCACAGUGCACCCCCAAACACGACAACCAACCACAGUGCACCCCCAAACAAGACAACCAACCACAGAGCACCCCCAAACGAGACAACCAACCACAGAGCUCUACCAACCGGACCAACCAACCACAGAGCUCUACCAACCGAGACAACCAAUCACAGAGCACCCCCAAACGAGACAACCAACCACAGAGCACCAACAACCAACCACAGAGCACCCCCAAAACGAGACAACCAACCACUGAGACUUCAACGCCACUGAGACUUCGCUACACAACCUGA
This is a messenger RNA of Perca flavescens (yellow perch), 1836 nucleotides long. It is a transcript of the gene f7, whose product is annotated as coagulation factor VII. Gene Ontology annotation, biological process: proteolysis. Gene Ontology annotation, cellular component: extracellular region. Bases 1 to 1836 code for a protein of 611 amino acids. The transcript is spliced from 10 exons. NCBI's taxonomy places the organism in Eukaryota, Metazoa, Chordata, Actinopteri, Perciformes, Percidae. The record is from RefSeq and is a predicted model, not a curated record. Gene Ontology annotation, molecular function: serine-type endopeptidase activity; calcium ion binding.